Molecule: messenger RNA, 228 nt
Organism: Racocetra persica
Lineage: Eukaryota; Fungi; Glomeromycota; Glomeromycetes; Diversisporales; Gigasporaceae
Source: the annotation of a GenBank genome assembly
GUGAAAAAAAAACGUGCCAAAUCCAGUUGGAUUUGGCAAUACUUUAAGGAAACCACAUCUAGAGAUGAAAAUGGAGUAGAAGUUCCUAUUAUUGUUUGCCAAAUCAAAAAAAAUGAUGGCACUAAUGCUAACUGCGAUACUAAAUAUAAUUAUGCUAGCCAGUCAACCGGAAAUGCAAUCACCCAUCUUCAGAACUUGCAUGAAUUAUGCAAAACUGGAAAAAUUGAU